This is a messenger RNA of Brassica rapa (field mustard), 2207 nucleotides long. RefSeq names its product protein starmaker. The record is from RefSeq and is a predicted model, not a curated record. NCBI's taxonomy places the organism in Eukaryota, Viridiplantae, Streptophyta, Magnoliopsida, Brassicales, Brassicaceae.
CUUUGUCGUCACAGAAUCAAUUGAUUUUAGUUAAGAGGAAUUAUAAAGAAAUGGGUUGCGGACAAUCAAAACACGAUGUUGUUACGGGUAACACCACGACGGUCCGAAAACCUUUGGAAGCUGAAUCAGUGAAGGGCCAAGAGAACGAGACAAUUAAAAGACAAGAAAGCUGCCGGUGCAAGAAAACGAACGACAUCUCAGCUGUGGUUUCUUCAAACCAGCCAAAAACCACCGUGGAAAAUAAUACCAAAAAACUGGAGGAAAAGAAAGCUGGAGGAGAUUGUGGCGAGAAGCCGGAGGGAGAGACAAAUGAUGAACAGAAACAUGAGGAAAAGGAAGCAACCACUUUGCCGUUGGUGACAGCGAUAGUGUCGGAAAAUAUUUUGACGGAGGAAACCGUUAACGACGUAAAUGAGAGCAUUUUGCCUGUGGAUGAACAAAAGGAAAAAGUUGAUAGUGAUACAAUUGUAGAAGAGGAAAAAAGUACCGAAGAUAAAACUUCUGGUAACGUUAACACUGAAAUUCUACUUCCCGAGGUUGAAGAACCAAAACUGGAUGUAGAAACUCCAAUAACAACGGAGUCAGAAGUUCAAGAAGUUUUGACCAAAGAGGAUGUAGAAAUUGCUACCUCGGAAAAUGUUGAAACCGAGUCCAAAGAAAACGAUGACACUUUUAUUUUGAAGGACGAAGAUAAAGUUAAUUUUGUAGAGAAUGUAGCCGCCUCGAAAACUGUCGAAAUUACAUCCACAGAAAACGACGACACUUUUGUUUUAAAGGACGAAGAUGAAGUCGAUCUUAUAGAGAAUGUAGAGACUCCCGCCUCAGAAAACGAAGACACUCUUGUUAUAAAUGAUAAAGCUGAUCUUGUAGAGACUGUCCAAAGUGUGUCCGCAGAAAACGACGAUACUCUUGUUUUAAAGGACGAAGAUAAAGUUGAUCUUUUAGAGAAUGUAGAGACUCCCGCCUCAGAAACUGCAUCUACAGAAAACGAUGACACUUCUGUCUUAAAGGACGAAGAUGAAGUUGAUCUUGUCGAGAAUGUAGAGACUGCUGCCUCAGAAACUGUCGAAACUGAGCCCACAGAAAUCGAUGACACUCCUAUUUUAAAGGAUGAAGAUGAAGUUGAUCUUGUAGAGAAAGUAGUCGAACAUGUGUCUACAGAAAACGAUGACACUCUUUAUUUAAAGAAGGAAGAUAAAGUUGAUCUUCUAGCGAAUGUAGAGACUUCCGCCUCAGAAACUGUCGAAACUGUGCCUACAGAAAAAGAUAACACUCAUGUUCUAAAGGAUGAAGUUGAUCUUGUAGAGAAUGUAGAGACUGUCAAAAGUGCGUCCACAGAAGACGAUGACAUUCUUGUUUUAAAGGACGAAGAUAAAGUUGAUCAUAUAGAGAAUGUAGAGAUUACAGGCACACAAAAUGUCGACAUUGUGUCCACAGAAAACGAUAAAACUCAUGUUUUAGAGGAAGAAGAGAAAGUUGAUCUUGUAGAGGUAUGAAAGUUCAGCUAAUAUACAUUGUUUUAUAAUGGUAACUAGUUUGAUAUCAUUAUUACGAAGACCAUUUAAGAAAUCUCUUUCGAAAUUUGUCAUUUUUGGCGUUGUGUAGGGAAAUCCGGCAAAGCAAGUUGAGGCGGCAUGAAGAAAGCGUGUAUAUAUAAUAUCAAGCAACUUCAAUCUGUGUUACAAAUACAAUAUGCACUACCGCACAGUCAAAUAUCUAUUGGUUAUUUAUUUCUUCUAUCUAAAAAAUAAAAAUUCAAAAAAAUUUAAUUUGGUUUAUUUAAACCUCAUUCUUUCCUACGUGUCAUAAGAAGAGAAAAAUCUCUACUUUAUUAUUUAAGAUAUAUACUAGGUAUGUUGUAUAGAUAUUUUUAUUUGUCCAAUUUUUAUUUCAAAAUUAUGUUGUAUAUAUAUUUUUUUAAUCGUAAUGUAUAUGUAAUUCAGGGUGGAACGGAAUGAUUAAUUGAUAAAAAAAAGAAGGUAGGUAGCUGACUUAUUUUUUUGUGUGGAUGAAGUAUAUUUUUGUAUUGUUGUUUUUUUGUGUGGAUGAAGCUGUACGUGGAAUUGUGAAGCAUUUUUAUUGAUCCAUGAUGAUGAUAAUGUCUAUUAGGUUUAGUAGUAAAGAUAUAUUGUAAGGAAAUGGUGAAUUGUAUAUAACAGCCUUGGAAUUUGAAGUUUAAAUUUAAUUAGAAACUUAGCUUUAUUAUA